GCGGAACGACGUCAGCGCCGCCGCCACUCAGAACGAAACUAAAACCUUACCGGAGUUCUGAAUUUUCAGGAGCUGGCCGUCGACUGAAGUGUGGAAAAACGGCUCCGAACAGGGAAAUCAUAAUAAUCCAGUCAUGACGCUGUCGAAGCAGAGAAGCACUCUUUCACGCCUGUCCAUCAUUCUCCUUGGAGAGGAUUGGUCAGGAAGGAGCUCAACUGGAAACACCAUUCUGGGCAGAUCAGAAUUCCAGGUUGAUGGAACCUCUCCAGAGCCGUUAACGGUGGGGUCAGGAGAUGUCGAGGGCAGAAGAGUGACUGUAGUGAACACCCCUGGUUGGGAGCCAGGGUGCCACCCAAAGGUGCCACUCCGAAUCCUGGAGAGAGGAUGUGGCCGUGUGUCUUGGGAUACAGGCCAGGGCCCCCACGCCCUUCUGCUGACUGUUCCCAUCUUCCUUGACAUGGAAUGGAACCAGAAGGUUGCAAAAAGGCUGCUGAAGCUGUUUGAUGACAACAUAUGGAGACACACCAUACUUCUGUUUUCCAAAGCUGACCUGCUAGGUUUGAUGAGUUUGGAGAGAUACCUGGAAGGUAGUGGGAGGCCCCUCCAGGCCCUGGUGGAAAAGUGUGAGCAGAGGUACCAUGCCCUCAACAACCGGAAAAUUGACAACCGAAAGCAGGUCAGGGAGCUGCUGGACAAGAUUGAUCAGAUGCUUGUAGAAAAUGGUGGGAAGACUUUCCAGAUGGUUGACAGCGGUUGGGAAGAGAAAGCAAUGGUAGAGCAUAAGACAGAGGCCCUUAAAAUGAAUGUGCUGGAAGAACAGCUGAAAGAGAUGAUGGAACGACUGGCACAGCUGGAGGAGGAGCUAUGUGAACGGAGAGAGAGAGAAAUCUGUCUCAGGCCAGAGAAAUAUAUGGUCAAAUCACUGAGACAAGAGGAGGAAUACCCAGACUUUUUGCCUGAGCAAAAUACUCUCCAGUGCAAUCAACCUUUACAAAAUGAGAUGGAGCCUCAGGUGGACAUGCAGGAUCCUUCACUUGAAAACAUCUACAUGGAAGAUGAAGGGAAUGAGGCUUUACCUGGGUUUUACCCAGAGGACAGAGCUGAAAUACCAGAUGUGUACAGUGAACUGGGCGUACAAGAAGCAGAGUUUGAGGAGGAAAAGGUCACAACAACUGACUGUAACUUUUCUAGUGAUGAAGAAAUGCCUUCUGAUGGCUUAGCGACAAGAAUAUAUGAGGAACGUUAUGCUGAAUUCGAGGCUGAAAUAUCACAAAUAAACAGGGAGGAAAUGCAGAACCAGCAAUCAGUAGAGCAGAAAGAGCAUGUAGGAGAGUAUGAGUGGUCUGAGAAGGAGCCCACUGUCAAACAGGCAUGUGAGGACAGACUGGGAAGCCAGUCAGAGGAUGAAUGUCUGAGCCAUGCCUCAAGCAGAAAUCUAUCCAUGACCAGCAAUGAUGAAGAAGAACUGCACACACAAAAUGAAAGUGAUUCAAAUGACACAAACAGAGCUGAAGGGCUCACUGUGAUGGAACAACCUAAUCUGCAGGGGUCUGACCUGCAAAAUGGUGAUGAGAAAUAUGCUGACCCAGAAGACAAGGAUCAUCCCGAAGCCAUCGAAAACAGAGAAGCCGAUUGAUGUCAAAGAAGAGCAGACAGCAAACAAGACAGACUGCAGUGGGGCUGCAGUGAGGGAUGCUUAUGAGGAUGCCUUCAGACAGGUAGAGGAAACACAUGUGGAUGAAGCUGCCCAGGAGGCAGAACUGAUUAAAAAAGAGGAAAACAACCAGCUGCAGUCGUCUACUGUGUUGAACGCUACUCAAAAUUGGGGCCACCUAAGGAAUGGGACAGAGAGUUUCAUAGUCGUUUAUAGUCAAAUCGACAGCCAUCAACAAGGUGCAGUCAGGAUUGAUGUUCUUCAGGUUUUUAUCUGCUGGAGAAACCCGAACCCUUCCUUUCGAACAUCAUCAAUUUAUUUCAUCAUAUGCUGUGUCAGCAUCGACUGGGCACUGUUCAUAAUCCAGUUCCUGUUUGUGACAUGGUUAUAUCUCAUAAAUAAGAGCCUGAAGAGAAUUUUAUUCUCAAAACAGCCAAAGACAGGCGAUCAAAAUGAGAACACAUUGGUGUUUCCUGGGCACCAGCAGCAACCAGCCAAGGAAAGGCACCAAUGGGAGCAUCAGGAAGACCCAGUACUGCUGGAUGGUGUUGACUGGACUGAGGAUUUGGAUGGAGAGAUGCACCAGCCUAGCAAGACAGAAGAUGAUGAAGGGAUACCACAACACAACUUGAGAGGAGAUGAAAAGAUAUCCCAAUACAGAGAUGACAGCAAGAAGGGUAAUGAUGGGACACCACAACACCGCAGGAAGGGAAAUGAUGUAGAGACACCCCAACAUAGCAAGAAGGAAAAUGAUGGAGAGACGCCCCAACACAGCAAGAAGGGUAAUGAUGGAGAGACACCCCAAAACAGCAAAAAAGGAAAUGAUGGAGAGACACUCCAAAACAGCAAGAAGGGUAAUGAUGGAGAGACACCCAAACACAGCAAAAAAGGAAAUGAUGGAGAGACACCCAAACACAGCAAAAAAGGAAAUGAUGGAGAGACACCCAAACACAGCAAAAAAGGAAAUGGAGAGACACCCCAACACAGCAAGAAGGGUAAUGAUGUAGAGACACCCCAAAACAGCAAGAAGGGUAAUGAUGGAGAGACACCCCAAAACAGCAAGAAGGGUAAUGAUGGAGAGACACCCAAACACAGCAAAAAAGGAAAUGAUGGAGAGACACCCCAACACAGCGAGAGGGGUAAAGAUGGAGAGACACCCAAACACAGCAAAAAAGGAAAUGAUGGAGAGACACUCCAACACAGCGAGAGGGGUAAAGAUGGAGAGACACCCAAACACAGCAAAAAAGGAAAUGAUGGAGAGACACCCCAACACAGCGAGAGGGGUAAAGAUGGAGAGACACCCAAACACAGCAAAAAAGGAAAUGAUGGAGAGACACUCCAACACAGCAAGAAGGGUGAUGAUGGAGAGACACCCCAACACAGCAAGAGGGGUAAUGAUGGAGAGACACCCAAACACAGAAAAAAAGGAAAUGAUGGAGAGACAGCCCAACACAGCGAGAGCGGUAAAGAUGGAGAGACACCCCAGCACAGCAAGAAGGGAAAUGAUGGAGAGACACACCAACACCACAGAAAGGUAAAUGAUGGAGGGAUACCCCAACACAGCAGGAAUGGCAAAGAUGGAGGGAUACCCCAACACAGCAGGAAGGGCAAAGAUGGAGGGAUACCCCAACACAGCAAGAAGGAUAAUGAUGGAGAGACACCCCAACAUAGCAGGAAGGGCAAAGAUGGAGGGGUAUCCCAACACAGCAAGAAGGGUAAUGAUGAAGGGAUAUCCCAAUACAGCAGGAAGGGCAAAGAUGGAGGGAUAUCCCAACACAGCAGGAAGGGCAAAGAUGGAGGAAUACCCCAACACAGCAGGAAGGGCAAAGAUGGAGGAAUACCCCAACACAGCAGGAAGGGCAAUGAUGGAGGGAUACCCCAACACAGCAGGGAAUGCAAUGAAGGAGGGAUACCCCAACACAGCAGGAAGGGGAAUUAUCAAGGAACACCCAAACUUAUCGAGAAGAAGGAUGAAGGGAUAGUGCAGCACAGCAAGAAGAAUAGUGACAGAGGGAUACCCCAACACAACAGGAAGGUGAACAGUCCUACAGGAGCUAUGAAAGAAGAGGGAAAAGCUCCAAAAGAAAGAUGUCCACCUGCUUCAGAAGAGAGAGCGUCCUCCUGGAACAAACUGAAUCAUCAAGGAGACACAGAUGAUGGAACAAAUCCUGAAGGAGGUUUUGGAGGGAGUCAGUGUGGACACUUAAGCUGUGAUCUCAUUUCUAUGCAAACAGACUUUCAGUGUGACCAGAACUGUGAUGAACAAUUCCUUGUGAAAAGAGAGGAAUUUAGGACAGAAAGAAAAGCCAGACGAAGUCAGAGUUUGGAACGCAUCGUUACACUAAGCUGUCUCAGGGAAAAGGAUAUGAGAAACGAGAGAAGCAUCAGAAAGAUCAGAAGAGCCAAGAGCCUAGAACGAUUUAUUGAGCUCAGCUGCCUCCCUCAGUGCAAGCAUCCUUGAUGAAGGAAGCUCAUCUGAUGGUUGGAUCUCAGUGUGUUUGGUGUGAAUGGCUGCAUUGUGAUGGACUCUAAUUUGCUACAGUCAAUGUUUCUUCAUUAUUUGUUUUUUAAGACUGUGCUUGAGAAGAAGUCUGUGAACAAACCUACUGCCAUUUUAAACUGUCAUUUAAAACGUCUCUUAAUGCACUUUGCUGACACCUACUGGCCAAAGGAAAACAAA
Molecule: messenger RNA, 4334 nt
Organism: Colossoma macropomum (tambaqui)
Lineage: Eukaryota; Metazoa; Chordata; Actinopteri; Characiformes; Serrasalmidae
Product: collagen alpha chain-like
Exons: 8
Coding region: 1563-4115 (850 amino acids)
Source: RefSeq, a predicted model, not a curated record